UGAAGACGUGUGACAGAAUCAGAAAUCAGAGAUGGCUGAAAAUCAGGAGUAUGAGAUGGGAAAUGGAGAGUAUCAGCAGGACGGUGGUGAAAAGAAAUUCCAGUUUGACGUACAGCAGCAACAGCAACAAGUUAAUGGUGAAGGAGAAGGAACAGAUGAGGCUGGGGGAGGUGGUGGUGAUGCGCCAGCAGACAGCGGUAGCACAGAAGCACCAGGAAGAGACGAUGACAGGAAACUGUUUGUUGGUGGCCUCAGUUGGGAAACAACUGACAAGGAACUUAGGGAACACUUCCAAACAUAUGGUGAGAUUGAGAGUAUUAUUGUAAAGACUGACCCAAGCACUAGUAGGUCAAGAGGGUUUGCCUUCAUUGUUUUCUCACAGGCAGAAUCAAUAGACAAGGUAUUUAGUGCACGGGACCACAUAAUAAAUAACAAAAAAGUUGACCCCUAG
Molecule: messenger RNA, 451 nt
Organism: Schistocerca cancellata (South American locust)
Lineage: Eukaryota; Metazoa; Arthropoda; Insecta; Orthoptera; Acrididae
Product: RNA-binding protein squid-like
Exons: 1
Coding region: 32-451 (139 amino acids)
Biological process (GO): regulation of gene expression
Cellular component (GO): nucleoplasm
Molecular function (GO): RNA binding
Source: RefSeq, a predicted model, not a curated record